Ostertagia ostertagi is the source of this 363-nucleotide messenger RNA. The record is from the annotation of a GenBank genome assembly. Lineage: Eukaryota; Metazoa; Nematoda; Chromadorea; Rhabditida; Trichostrongylidae.
AUGGCUCAACCUUCGAUCGUCACUAUCUCGACGUUGGUAAUAAAGAAAUACGAAGUUAUUACGAUCGCGUCUAUUUCUCUUCAGUCUGAACCGAUUAAUUACAGGCCGAAGAAAAGGGAGAAAAUCAGUGCUUAUGAGCAGGCCAAAAAGGUGUACGAGCGGAUACAGCAACAAAAGGCUCAGGAGAAAGUUGCCCGCCAGCUGGAACGAGAGAAGAGACAAGCAGCCUUGGAAAAGUAUGUUCGUUCCAAGAAAGAAAUGAACAAAGCCUUACGAAAAUGCAACAAGAAAGGUCAACCAAACCUUGGUGCGCAAAUGGAGGUAUUAUUAAAGAAAAUCGAAAGGAAUGUACAGAAAGAGUAG